Messenger RNA from Chanos chanos (milkfish), 1900 nucleotides. RefSeq names its product protein phosphatase 3, catalytic subunit, gamma isozyme, b (gene ppp3ccb). The transcript is spliced from 14 exons. Gene Ontology annotation, molecular function: calmodulin-dependent protein phosphatase activity. The record is from RefSeq and is a predicted model, not a curated record. NCBI's taxonomy places the organism in Eukaryota, Metazoa, Chordata, Actinopteri, Gonorynchiformes, Chanidae. Bases 359 to 1894 code for a protein of 511 amino acids. Gene Ontology annotation, biological process: calcineurin-mediated signaling.
AAUCUCGCAAGAAUAUUUCUUCUCGCGCAUUUCCUUGCUUGGUUGAUUCAUCCCCUCGCAGAAAUUGACAGCAGCUGGGUCUCUGGCUAACGAAGGACAGACACAGCACAACAUACGAUUUCAGCUUUACUGUAGGCUCCCCCUUUCCCCUUCCCCUUCGGCAUUGAAGAGUUCAAAGUAAUAUUACCCUCACACCGCACACUGUAAGGGUAAAUCGGCUCCAAGAAAGGUGUAGUCUUAAAUUUUCAGUAGCGAAAGCGUAGCUAGCUAGCCGAGCUAGCUAGCUAAUUUGUCUAGCUAGGCUAGCUACGUAGAGGAAUUACAAUUAUUUUUUUUCCCGAGCAAACGAGUUUGAAGAAUGUCGGGCAAGGAACAGAAUAAACAAUCCACCACUGAACGGCCGAUCAAAGCGGUGCCAUACCCUCCCACGACACGACUCACCAUGUCAGAGCUGUACGUGGACGGGAAGCCCAAAGUGGACCUGCUGAAGAGUCACCUGGUGAAGGAGGGUCGUCUGGAAGAGGACGCGGCCCUGCGGAUCAUUAACGAGGGAGCCGCCAUCCUCCGCCGGGAGAAGUGCAUGCUGGAGGUGGAGGCUCCGAUCACAGUGUGCGGAGACGUCCAUGGCCAGUUCUUCGACCUGAUGAAGCUGUUUGAGGUGGGCGGUUCGCCUCAUAACACGCGGUACCUCUUCCUGGGAGACUACGUGGACCGAGGCUACUUCAGUAUUGAGUGUGUACUGUACCUGUGGACGCUGAAGAUAAACUACCCCACCACACUUUUCCUGCUCAGAGGAAACCAUGAGUGCCGGCACCUCACCGAGUACUUCACCUUCAAACAGGAGUGCAAAAUCAAGUACUCUGAACGCGUGUAUGACGCUUGCAUGGACGCUUUCGACUGCCUGCCUUUGGCCGCCCUGCUGAAUCAGCAGUUCCUUUGCGUCCACGGAGGCCUGUCCCCAGAGAUCAGCUGCCUGGACGACAUCCGUAAGUUAGACAGGUUUAAGGAGCCUCCUGCUUUUGGGCCCAUGUGUGACCUGCUCUGGUCUGAUCCUGGAGAAGACUACGGCAGUGAAAAGUCGUUAGAGCAUUUCUGUCACAACAGCGUGAGAGGCUGCUCCUACUUCUACAGUUACCCUGCAGUAUGUGACUUUCUGAUGAACAAUAAUUUGUUGUCAGUAAUACGAGCACAUGAAGCCCAGGAUGCAGGGUACCGAAUGUACAGAAAAAGCCAGACGACCGGGUUUCCUUCUUUAAUCACAAUCUUCUCAGCGCCAAACUACUUAGACGUUUAUAACAACAAAGCUGCUGUGUUAAAAUAUGAGAACAACGUGAUGAACAUCCGACAGUUUAACUGUUCCCCUCACCCGUACUGGCUGCCCAACUUCAUGGAUGUUUUCACGUGGUCGCUGCCUUUCGUUGGGGAGAAAGUGACGGAGAUGCUGGUGAACGUGCUGAAUAUCUGCUCUGACGAUGAGCUCAUGUCUGAGGGGGAUGACACGUGUGAAGGUGGAGCUCCUGCUGUCCGUAAGGAGGUUAUCCGGAAUAAGAUUCGCGCCAUUGGUAAGAUGGCCCGAGUUUUCUCUGUUCUCAGAGAGGAGAAUGAGAGUGUGUUACAGCUAAAGGGUCUGACUCCCACUGGGACGUUGCCUUUGGGUGUUCUGUCUGGAGGCCGUCAGACACUGCAGAGCGCCACCGUAGAGGCAGCGGAGGCAAGAGCCAUCCAAGGCUUUAACCCGCAGCACAGGAUCCAGAGCUUUGAGGAGGCGCGUGGUCUGGACCGGAUAAAUGAGCGCAUGCCUCCGCGCAAGGACGGGAAGCAGCCGGACGGCACCGCCAACUCCAUCAACGCGGUCAACUCCCCCGACAAAAACGGCACCAACGCCCAGGCGUAGUACCCG